This is a messenger RNA of Archocentrus centrarchus (flier cichlid), 1974 nucleotides long. It is a transcript of the gene trit1, whose product is annotated as tRNA isopentenyltransferase 1. Gene Ontology annotation, cellular component: mitochondrion. Lineage: Eukaryota; Metazoa; Chordata; Actinopteri; Cichliformes; Cichlidae. The coding region runs from base 18 to 1463 and encodes 481 amino acids. Gene Ontology annotation, biological process: tRNA modification. Gene Ontology annotation, molecular function: tRNA dimethylallyltransferase activity; ATP binding; zinc ion binding. The record is from RefSeq and is a predicted model, not a curated record. The transcript has 11 exons.
GCCGAGGAGGCAGCAUCAUGGCGGCUUCCACUCUGAGCGUGCAGGGUGCUCUGCGGAGAGCGAUGGUCCCGUCUUUGGUGGUGAUUUUAGGAGCUACCGGGACCGGCAAGUCUAAGCUGGCGAUCGAGAUCGGAAAACGGCUUCAGGGAGAAAUAAUCAGCGCCGACUCAAUGCAGGUAUACCAGGGCCUGGACAUCAUCACUAACAAGGUGACAACUGAGGAGCAGAUCCAGUGCAGACAUCACAUGAUCGGCUUUGUGGACCCAUUAGUGAGCACCUACACGGUGGUAGACUUCAGGAACAAAGCAGUGGCGCUGAUAGACGACAUGCACAAGAGGAACAAACUGCCAGUCAUUGUUGGAGGAACGAACUAUUACAUUGAGUCUCUGCUGUGGAAAGUCCUGUUGGAUACAGGGCAGGAGACCGAGGAGCCAGGGGACGGAGGAGAUGGGUCUCCAAACAGGAAGCUAGAGCUGGAGAAGCUGGGAGGAGCUGAGUUACAUAAACGACUGGCUGAGGUGGACCCCGAAAUGGCUGCUAUGUUGCACCCAAAUGACAAGCGCAAGAUAGCCAGGAGUCUGCAAAUCCACGAAGAGACAGGGAUUCCACAUAGCCGCUUGCUGGUGGAGCAAAGGGGGCAGGAAGGAGGUGAUGGUCUUGGGGGGCCGCUAAGGUACCCAGACCCCUGCAUCUUCUGGCUGCAUGCUAACAUGGAGGUCCUAGACAAGCGGCUGGACACUCGUGUAGAUGAUAUGCUGUCUGCAGGACUGAUAGAGGAGCUUAGAGACUUCCAUAUUCGAUACAAUCAGCAGAAAAUCCAGGACCACAGUCAAGACUAUCAACAUGGGAUUUUCCAGUCGAUCGGUUUUAAGGAGUUUCACGACUACCUGACUGCUCCUGAAAGCUGCACCCAGCAGGAGAAAGACUCACUACGACACAAAGGUAUAGAAGCUUUGAAGAUUGCUACAAGGCGCUACGCCCGCAAACAGAAUAAAUGGGUCCGCAACCGUUUCCUUAGACGACCAGGAGACAACGUCCCUGCAGUGUAUGGCCUGGAUGUGACGGAUGUGUCGCGGUGGGAGGAGACGGUGCUGGACCCUGCACUGCAGAUACUGGACAGUCUCAGUAAGCAUGCAAAGCCAGCUAUUGCACCAAUCAGAGUGCAGGGGGUAGAGCAGAGAAACAAACGGAGCCGCCACACCUGUGAUCUGUGUGACAAAGUGAUCAUUGGUGACCUGGAGUGGACAGCUCAUCUGAAAUCCAAGAAGCAUCACCAUCAUGUGAGGAAAAAGAGGAAGUCCGAUCCAUCCUGUGACCAGUCGCAGAGUACCAGCUCGCCGUCUGACUCUGUAGGAGAGACGCUCUCAAAGGACUCUUGUGAUACUGUUGCCCCGGGCUGCGGGGAACACACCUCUCAGGUCUCUUCUGGGACAACACACGAGGAAGUACCAGUGACACUUUAAAAAGCUGCUCUGACUCUGGUCCACAUCCAUUUUCACUCAGGUCUCCACCAUUGCUGCGCGCUAACGAAUGGAUGUUCACUCCCAGCCCUUACAUGAUUAAGACUUUGUUUCCGUAAGGUCGAGGGGAAUGAUUAAUUCCUGAAUGUUGGAGAGAAAAACACCUGCAAAAUACUCUCAUUCAUAGACGCUCAUGCCUUCAUUUUUUUUCAGUAGCAAUGCAGACUGAUGAGCAUAAAGUACAUGUUUGAUGCCAUGUGCAGGCAAAGAAUAAAAAAAUUUAAUAAUUAUUUUUUUUUACCACUGCCUGAAAAUGUAAAGUUUUAGAGUGAGGUUUAUUUUUUAAGAAUGUGUUGAUAUGGACUUUCCUCAUUUAUCAGCAUUUCAGAACAGAUUGUUAAUAUUAAGCUCAGUCGCCUUUAUUUUGAAUGAACCCCCAAAGUUUUCUAAGCUCACGGGUGAAAGUUGUGGGCUGCUCGACUAUCUCAAAUAUAAUAAUGCCAAUUAUUUUGGU